AGAUUAGGGUUUAUUAAUUCGUCUUUCUCUUUCAGUGCCUGCCUCAGAGAGCAGAUGAGUUUUUCUCUCUGAGGCGAUUCCCAGCAGCAUGAUAGACUACGAACCUUCAUCAAUGGAAAUCACAGAUCAACCAAAUCACAUGGACGAAGAAGAGGAUCCGUUCCUAAAAUUUAUUGACUACGCGCAGUUGAUUUUAAAAGAAACCGAAAAUGACAAUUCGGACGGGCCGGGUUGGAGCUGGAUUGCUUCUCGGAUCCUUAAAACUUGUGUAGCUUAUUCUAGCGGCGUCACUCCCGCUAUUCUCCUUUCCGAUCUCUCUCAGGCUUGGAAUGAGCAGAAUAGGGGGAGAGCUCCAAAAAAGAGGCCUGAAUGCAUUAACCAGUUGAAGGAGAAGCACAGAAGAGCAAAGCUUCCUAGCACUGUUACAAUUGACUCAAUUUACGAGAAAAGAUUCUUAUCCUUGACUAGUGUAAUUGAAGCUGUCAUUGUAGAUGCUUACUGUCUUCCGGGAACCAACAUAUGCAUGAUCACAUUGGGUGACUUUUGGAGCUCUAACACCAUUGAUCUGUAUCUUCACCGUAGGUUUUACAAAUUAGCUGAUCCUAACAAUGGAAUUCUGAAGAAGGGCCGAGAAGCUUUUCUAACUGGAUGCCAUCUUCGAACUGCCAGCAAAAGUUGUGGCCAGGCACGACUUCUGCCAACUGAAUAUUUUGUGGUGCUGUUAGAUGAGGACCAAGACGAUGAUGCGAUGCUAAUUGGAGCACAGUUUUGUUCAGAUUCCUUCUCUUCCAUUUCUCUUGAGGCUGUUAAAGAAGGGGUCUCUUAUUCAUUGUAUGCUAGGAUUGAAUCAAUUGGAUCUUUGGAAACACAGAAGUAUGGUAAUUUGCAGAAGAAGCAGAUUACUCUUGUUGAUAACGAUGGUGUCAAGCUAAAGUUUCUGCUGUGGGGUGAGCAGGUUAUGCUAUCCAAGCUAUUCAGUGUUGGGAGUAUGCUUGCCCUGGAUAGGCCAUUUAUUGCAAGUUCUUCUAAUGGUGAAAUCGAAACAUGUGAAGAAAUUUUCCUUGAAUAUGGCAGUGCAACGCAGCUUUUUAUGGUGCCUUCUAUCCAACAUGAGGAACGAGUAUCUGUAUCAUUGACACAGAGCCGUUCUCAAGGAUCAAAGCUAUUAAAUCUAUCAGAUCAGAGAUCUGUCAUUUCCCAAGUGACCCUGCCUUGUGAUUCUCAAGGAUCUAUUGACUUCAGUCUUUGUCCAUUUCGGUAUUGCAGUCAUUUGUAGUUGAUCUACAUGACAAGAUGACUGGCCUCAGUCUUUAUGGAGUUGUUACUGACAUUGUUCAUGAGAGAAAUACGGCAAAGACCACUUUCUCCUUGAAGCUGAAAGAUAUAACUGGAACAAUUUGGAUAAAGCUAUAUUUUGUCGGAUUGUGGUAAUUAUCUUCAGUUACCUGUGUCCCAAAUGAAACAUGUUCAUUUUGCUAAAAAAGCUAAUGUUUCCUCGAUGUUUUUGCUGUUUAGGUCAUUGGGAAGAUUAGGGCUUGGUCACACAGUGUACAUUUCUGGUUUGACCUCCUCUACGAGCAUAGAAAAUAGGUGAUCACAACUCAAACUUUAAUUAGAUCCUGAACUUUGACAUAUACACACUGCGUUGACUACCUCUCUCCCGACAAGUUAGCUGCACAAAAACUCCAAAGGAACAACGUUAUAUCAUGUGAAAGUGGCCUAAAAGAAAGGGUUAUAUC
Messenger RNA from Coffea arabica (coffee), 1739 nucleotides. Lineage: Eukaryota; Viridiplantae; Streptophyta; Magnoliopsida; Gentianales; Rubiaceae. The record is from RefSeq and is a predicted model, not a curated record.